This is a messenger RNA of Lingula anatina, 888 nucleotides long. RefSeq lists its product as uncharacterized. The record is from RefSeq and is a predicted model, not a curated record. NCBI's taxonomy places the organism in Eukaryota, Metazoa, Brachiopoda, Lingulata, Lingulida, Lingulidae.
AUGACGAAGCUGAACGUAAUAUAUGUUUUGGUUGUCAUAGUGAUUGUCCAAGAGGUCAAAGGUCAUGGAAGAAUGGCCGAUCCUCCGGCCAGGAACAGUGCCUGGCGAUAUGGGUUCAACACACCACCCAACUACAGCGAUAACGGGCUGUACUGCGGCGGAAAGGGGAGGCAAUGGAACACUAACGGUGGGAAAUGCGGCAUCUGUGGCGACCCCUACGACGGAAAACGUGACCAUGAAGCUGGCGGUCGCUAUGCAACCGGCACUAUCGUGCGUUCUUACCAAACUGGUCAAGUCAUCGACAUCGAGGUCUAUUUGACGGCUGCGCAUAAGGGCUGGUUUGAGUUCCGGUUAUGUCCUCAUAACAACCCCAGUAUCCCGGCCACGCAGGCCUGCCUGGACAGGUACCUGCUGCAGAGAGCGGAUGGCAGCGGUGCUCGCACCCAGGUUGAUAAAGGACCCACCACAUACAGAAUGAAAUACAAGCUGCCUGCUGGUCUCACCUGCUCCCAGUGUGUGAUGCAGUGGAAAUAUCGCACAGGUAACAGCUGGGGUACGGACGCUAAUGGGCGUGGUUGCCUAGGAUGCGGACCUCAGGAGGAGUUUUAUAACUGCGCGGACGUAUCUAUCGGGAAGGGCGCCAUUAACAUUAAACCGUUCACCACCGGUCCAGUGACAUCUCGUACGGAGGCCCCUGUCACCCACACCGUCCCUCCCAAACGUACCGAGCCACCAAAAACCAGCGGCGGGCAGACAGGAGGGAAGAACUGCGUCUACAUCGGCUCUAACAAGCAGGACGGUGCUGCUCACGACUCUUGGUGUCAGUCUAACUGCGCAGCAGGGUACUGCCCGAAGGACUUCUGUCGCUGUUCGGCAGUCCUCGGGUAG